Molecule: messenger RNA, 666 nt
Organism: Trichophyton rubrum CBS 118892
Lineage: Eukaryota; Fungi; Ascomycota; Eurotiomycetes; Onygenales; Arthrodermataceae
Exons: 7
Coding region: 1-666 (221 amino acids)
Biological process (GO): nucleosome assembly
Cellular component (GO): nucleosome
Molecular function (GO): DNA binding; structural constituent of chromatin
Source: RefSeq, a predicted model, not a curated record
AUGCCUGCUAAGAAAGCUGCCUCUGGCAAGUCCGCCACCCACGCUUCAUACAAAGAUAUGAUCAAGGACGCCAUCAUCAACCUGAAAGAACGUAAUGGAAGCAGCCGUCAAGCGCUGAAGAAGUACGUCCAGCACAACAACACCAUCACCGUCACCUCCCAGGCCACCUUCGACGCGCAGUUCAACCGCGCUCUCAAGGCCGCCGUCGAGAAGGGAGAAUUCACCCAGCCAAAGGGUCCCUCCGGCCCAGUGAAGCUCGCUAAGAAGGAGACCAAACCAGCUGCUAAGCCAGCUGCCAAGAAGGCUGCUAAGCCCGCUGCUAAGACAGCGACUAAGAAGGCCUCCUCCACCAAGAAGGCCGCUGCAAAGACCGACAAGGCCGACAAGGAGGAGAAGAAGCCGAAGAAGGCCGCCGCUACCACAAAGAAGGCUGCUGCCCCCAAGACCCCCAAGCCCACCAAGGCCAACACCACCAAGCAACGCAAGGCCACUUCUUCCGCCCCCGCUGUCGUUGAUGUUCCCAAGGUGCUAGGCCAGACCAAGUCCGGCAGAGUGACCAAGUCAUCUGCUAAGCCCACCGCUAAGAAGGCCGCCGCUUCAAAGAAAAAGGCCGCCUCCUCCACAAAGGGAACACCCAAGAAGGCCACUGCCACUACCUCCAGCUAA